AUGAUUCCCUCCAAGAAAACGGCUAAAACAUCUUCUUCCUCUGCUUUGCCAUCCACCGAUCCCCCACCGUUCGAUGUGUCUACUUCGACGGCCCAAGAAUGCCUUAUUGCCCUCUGCGGUGAGGAUCACAGCACCGAAGCCAUGGAGUCCAUCCUUUCCCACCGCCCGGAGAUUAUGCUCAGCAGCCAAAGCCUCCACCACUACAAAACGGCGUUGCUCUGCGACUCUACCUCCGGCAGACUCAAAUGCCUCAACGACGCCAUCGAGUCCUCACGCCAAGAAUGCCUUAUUGCCCUCUGCGGUGAGGAUCACAGCACCGAAGCCGUGGAGUUCAUCCUUUCCCACCCGGAGAUUAUGCGCAGCAGCCAAAGCCUCCUCCACUACAAAACGGCAUUGCUCUGCGACUCGACUACCGGCAGACUCAAAUGCCUCAACGACGCUGUCGAGUCCUCACGCCAAGCUCUAGCGCUUUCCCCGAACUCCAUCUCCUUUGCACUCUUCCACGCCGUCUUGCGCUUCCAACUCGCCCGAAACGACGCCGGUUCGUACGAUGCCGUGGUCCAGGAAUGCGAUCACGCGUUGCUGAUCCAGAACCCGACGGAGCCAGGGUACAAAGUCCCGGUCCAGGCUUCGCGGCUUGAGAAGAUCAGGGAGGUUAUCGUGGAGCUGGCAGAGAAAUCCAAGUGCCGGAUCAUCGUUCUUGAAGGUGGGAACAGGAGGGACAAAUGGAAACGGCUCGUAGAGGAUAAUUCCCUGGUGAAGGUAAAGGCCGAGUUUGAGGGUGCCCAACUGAAAAAGUGGGGGAUCCCAGGGCGGAGGGCGCCUCCGGAUUUUGAUCUGUUGGCAAAGAAAAAGAAUAUCAAGAAACACAAGGAAUUCGAGUCCAACGACGUCGCUACGAUCAGUCGAGUCAGGGCGUUCUGGAACGACAAGAUGAGUGUGAAAGAAAAGAGGAAGUUGUUGAGAAUCGGGAUCGAAGAUCUCAAAGUGUAUUUCGAUAAGAAUAAGUUUCGAAUGGCAAAGAAGCUUUUGACGGAAGCGAUUGAUUACACUAAGGCAAAGAAGAUUUGGAGGUUUUGGGCGUGCUCUUACUGCGAAGACAGGGUUUUGGAUCCAGAUAUCGAGAAGCAUCUUAUGGGUCAUAUACCUACUUUAUCCAUAUCGGAUAGUUGUCAAUCUCUUUUGCCGGAUGGAGCUCCCGAAUGGGCAAUUCAUAUGGUCAAAAACGGCAUUUGGAAGCCAGUGGAAUUGAUUUCCGCCUCCGCCACCACCGCCAGUACUGCAGAUUGGCCUAAUUAUGUUGAAGACAGUGAGCGGGCAGAAAUGAUAAAGAGAAUUCGUGCGAAACUGCAAUUGUUUACGGGUAGAAAAUGUCUUGUUUGUAGCACUCUGGAUGCGCUGCAGAACUUGAUAAUCGAAUUGCUGCAAAAAAACCAUAAUAUUCCUAAAUCUGUGAUUAUGGAUCUUUGGCUUCACGAAACACCCCAAUUGAUAUGCUCUUUGGAAGCUCCGGAGCUCAAUCUUGUUCUUCAGUUGUUGGAAGGUUUGGAAAAAGCUUGCGCUUUGCAUUGUCUUGGUGAUAUCAUUUCGGAGGAAGACGUUAGAGGCAAUAACUGGUUUUGGGGCAACACUCGAGAGAGUGUUUUUUUCAGCAGUGACUUAUCAGCUCUCCUUUUCGAUGUCCGGUUCUUGCGAGGAGAGACUGUUGAGCCGGACAAUGGAAUUGCAGUGUUAACUUCAAUUAAUGCUGAAGAUUUUUGUGUUGCUGAUUGUGAUAGUGAUGCUUUUGUUUCUUGGCUAUGGACGGAAGGUCCUACAAUUGGGGAGCAAAUAAAGAAAUGGAAAAGUCUGAGAAAAGCUAGCCAACGUCUGGGAAUGAAGUUGUUAUGUAGUGUUGAUGAAAAUAGGAAAAGGGGUUAUGUAUCCCUCUUGUUCAAACGGUGGAAAGAGCUCGAGAGUAAGAGUGAGGAUGAUGAUGGUGCUGCUGCUGAGUUGGAUAUCAUAUGGAGUAUUAUGAAGGAAUUAGAAGAAGUAGAUUUUGAAAUUCAAAUGGCAAUCCAUAGGCAGAAAAAUCGUCUGGCUCAAAAGCUUUACCAACUUGAUGUUAUAAUCGCGGCGACUUGUGCUGCGAUGGGGCAGACGGGGCUGAAAGCUAGGAUGAUAACUAUGUUUGACUACCGGUUUGCUUUGGUGCCCCAAUUGAAGUCAUUCAUGAAGGCGCAGCUGGAGGAUCUGGCCAACAAAGAUGCUGCAGAAAUAUCUAAUCCCACCAGUGUGCCUGUUGUUGGUUCAAGUGAGCAGCAGCAUCCGAGUCAAUCCGGAUCUGCAGCCCCCUUGCCUGUCAGACGCUUUGAUUUUGGACCAUUUGCUCCCCCUAACUGCCUGUCAUCUUUCAAAAAUAAUUUGAGCAGGAUCAUACUGUUUGAGGCACUUCCUCAUCUGCCCUCCCUGUCAAGGAGCUACAGCCAAAACUCAGAGUCUUAUGCUCCAGCUGAUGGAAAGUAUGAAUUGAGAGAAGUGAGAAGGUCAGGAGCUGCUAUUACUUCUCUUCAACAAGAUAUUGAUAAGGCUAUAAAUCUGGAUAGCUCUACUUUUCCUACAUCUUUGGAUAAGGAAAAGAGUAAAAUGGGAGAAGAGGAGGUGUUGAUGAGAGGGUUUUCCCCUACUUUAUGA
Molecule: messenger RNA, 2673 nt
Organism: Corylus avellana
Lineage: Eukaryota; Viridiplantae; Streptophyta; Magnoliopsida; Fagales; Betulaceae
Source: RefSeq, a predicted model, not a curated record